Molecule: messenger RNA, 1512 nt
Organism: Teleopsis dalmanni
Lineage: Eukaryota; Metazoa; Arthropoda; Insecta; Diptera; Diopsidae
Gene: SecCl
Product: pH-sensitive chloride channel 2
Exons: 8
Biological process (GO): chemical synaptic transmission; signal transduction; nervous system process
Cellular component (GO): neuron projection; synapse; membrane
Molecular function (GO): transmembrane signaling receptor activity; chloride channel activity; extracellular ligand-gated monoatomic ion channel activity
Source: RefSeq, a predicted model, not a curated record
AAUUUAUUUUUAAUAAAUGCACAAAAUACUACACAAAAGCCAAGCGUAAAGUUUGAGGAUGAAGAUUGCCCAAGUUUAACAAAUGCAACGAAUCUACAGCAAACCCAACUUAUAGAUAGACUAACGCAUGUUUGCCGCUAUGAUAGACUUGAAAGACCAAUACCUUAUGGAGUCAAUGCGGAGCGUUUGCCAACCAAUGUUAAAGCGCGCAUCUAUAUUUACUAUUUACAGAAUCUCAACUCGGAUUUGUUACAAUUUAAGAUGCACGCACUGUUGCAGUUAAGUUUUGUAGAUAGUCGCCUUGCCUAUAAUAUGGUAGCGCCGUCACGCAAGGAGCACAUACUCGGUCAGAAACAUCUUAGUGAACGUUUAUGGAUGCCACAUAUAUUUUUCGCUAACGAACGCGAAUCAGGUAUACUGGGCACAGAUGAAAAAGAUGUCCUCACAUCCAUAUCACCCGAAGGUCGUGUCAUUAUAUCAACACGUCUGCAAGCAACACUUUAUUGUUGGAUGAAUUUCAAGAAGUUUCCUUUCGAUGAACAAUUUUGUUCGACUGUUUUGGAAAGUUGGAUGUACAAUACAACAGAAUUGGUAUUGAGCUGGGAAGCAAGUUCGCCGAUUUCAUUUGAUCCAGAAUUGAGAUUAACUGAAUAUAAUAUGCAACGGUUUUGGUAUAAUGAGAGCAUUGUCCAUUCGGAUAUAGUCAAUAUGCGGCAUGGUGCUUUCUUUGGCAAUUACAGUUCAAUAAGCUUUACAGUCAAUUUGAAUCGAGAAAUUGGUUUCUAUCUAAUGGAUUACUUCUUGCCCUCUAUGAUGAUUGUUGCCAUAUCGUGGGUAUCCUUUUGGCUUCAAGCUGAUGCAUCACCACCACGAAUUAUGUUGGGCACCAGCACUAUGUUAUCAUUCAUCACACUUUCUUCAUCUCAAAGUAAAACUCUACCCAAAGUCAGUUAUAUAAAAGUAUCUGAAGUUUGGUUUCUGGGUUGUACAUUCUUCAUCUUUGGAAGUUUAGUAGAAUUUGCGUUCGUAAAUACAAUUUGGCGACGAAAAGAGAAUAUUGAACUCAAAAAAGUCAAUAGCAAAUAUAUAAUUAAAUCUACACUAACACCUCGUCCUGCACGUCGUGAAUUAGGUCUUAACAAUCAGUCACGUAGUCAAUCCCGAUCCUGUUCUAGCUUGGAUAAUAUUGUUUCAAGCACAGAAAGUGUUAAUGGCAAGACUGGUAACUCCAAUCCAGGAUUUAACAAUUAUUUAACAGUUCAUAAUUUACCAAUCAUAAAAACAGAAUCAGUGGAUAGUGUUUCGGUUACUAGUGAACGCAAUAGCACUGAUCAUGUUGUUGACAUUGACAAGGAUAGUAAUAAAGAUAAUAAGGAGCCUGAUCACACAACAUUCACCACGAUGACGCCACAGGAAAUCGCUAUGUGGAUAGAUCGCCGGUCACGUUUUCUAUUUCCUGUUAUGUUCCUAGCAUUUAAUGCUUUGUACUGGACGUUCGUCUAUUGUUUCUAA